UUUUGCCCUACAUUGCCACCGGGGCUCCAGCAAAGGUUUUCAUCUGAGCCCAGAGUUUACUGUGGAUUAAACAUCAGCUGAACGCUGGACUCCUUCCCGGUGAAUGAGAUGGCAGAGUGCGGGGCCGAAGGUGAACUACCUCAGAGGCGUCUCGGUGUCAAGGAGCAGUUAAAUGGAGAGCUGGCUGACUCAGAGCUGUCUGUGGAUCAGAGGGAACAGACGGACAACGAGGAGCGAGAAAAUCUGGUAUUAUGGAAGAAACCUCUGCUCACACUCCACUACUUCACUCUGGAGUUGCUCAUCACUCUUAAAGAGUGGCUUUGGAGGCUCUGGCAGCAAAGACAGACUGUGUUUGGCCUGCUGAUCCUGCUUAUCCUCCUCUCCAUUGCCUACUGUAUUGAAGGAACACACCAGAAGUAUGUGCGCUACAUGGAGAAGAAGACGCUGUGGUGCGCCUAUUGGGUCGGCCUGGGCAUCCUCUCCUCGGUGGGUCUUGGCACUGGCCUGCACACCUUCCUUCUUUACCUGGGACCACACAUAGCGUCAGUGACCUUGGCAGCAUAUGAAUGUGGCUCAGUGGAUUUCCCCGAACCUCCCUAUCCAGACCAAAUAGUCUGUCCCCAGCAGAGUGCAGCAGCACCAGGCUCUGAUGCUGAGCAAGUGGGACUGGAGGCCACGGGGGCAGACGGGCUGGUGGAGUCAGCUGCCAUCCAGGGAAGCAUCUCUCUGUGGACAAUCAUUUCCAAAGUGCGCCUGGAAGCUUGUAUGUGGGGUGCAGGUACAGCUAUAGGAGAGCUUCCUCCCUACUUCAUGGCACGUGCUGCGCGUCUGUCAGGCACCGACCCAGAUGACGAGGACUACCAGAGGUUCGAGGAGAUUCUGGACCAGACUGAGUCUGCACAGGGUUCUGUCCGCGCCGCAGCACUGUCAGGUGUCCCUGGUCCAGACGCAGCCCUCAGCGGUUCAGCUGACUUUGCCACCCGAGCCAAAGUGGCUGUGCAGAAACUCAUCCACAGGGUCGGAUUCUUUGGGAUUUUAGCCUGUGCCUCUAUUCCAAAUCCCUUGUUUGACCUGGCAGGAAUAACAUGUGGACACUUUUUAGUCCCAUUUUGGACUUUUUUUGGUGCAACGCUCAUUGGAAAAGCAGUGAUCAAGAUGCACAUUCAGAAACUGUUUGUGAUCAUCACCUUCAGCAGGCACAUAGUGGAGCAGAUGGUCUCCCUCAUCGGAUCUGUUCCACUGCUGGGUGCGGCACUGCAGAAGCCCUUCAGGGAGUACUUGGAGGCCCAGAAGGCCAAGCUGCACCAUCACGCCGGAGAGGGGAUCCCGACUGAGGAGAGCUGGCUGUCGUGGCUCUUUGAGAAGGUUGUGGUCAUCAUGGUAUGCUUCUUUGUCUGCUCCAUUGUCAACUCCAUGGCCCAGAGCUACGGCAAGCGCAAGCAGCGGGAGAAAACGGAGUGAACUUCAGAAGCUCCUUUACUCAUCUCUGCUCCCUCCGUCCUGGCACAAGCAAAAUAUUCCCUCUUGUUAUUGAGUUCACGCUGGACUUCCAUUUGCUUAGUUUUGAAGGUAGUGACGUGCGCGUUUGUGCUCUGUAAGGUAGGUUGCUUGUUGGAGUGUUGUGUCUGUGCUUCUGAGCACGUGAGAAGAAGCUGCUGGUGAUAAUUGUCCUUAGUGAGGCCUUAAGCUGCACCGUAGAGGAGUCUUACAUGUCACUUUAUCUGAAUAACUUUUGAAGUUAUGUGCUCAACAAUCUAAUUAUUUAUGAUCUGUAUUUGCUGGUUUACUAAUAAGAUGUGCAUUUAUGACUGUACUACAUAGAGUUGUUGUGCGGUAUCGGCUGUGUUCACCUCAUUUCGAGAUAUUCUAGAGCUUAAAGUCAGUUGAUGUAGAGAUGUUAAUGAGUGUGCUUGUAGAUGACCACUUCUUUUGUGCGCACAGAAAAGCUCGUCAAGGUACUUGUGGAUGAGAAAUGAUAAAUCGGCCAUGAAUCACCCUGCUGGUCCCUUUGUCUGCCCUUAUUGUUCUGCUUCCAGGAAGAGAGUACAUGAGUCAGCCCGGGGCUACUUUAGCAGAUGCAGCCAUAUAUUGAAUCAGAUCUGUGUGUGAGACGGAGAGGGAUAGUAGGUUGCGUGGCUGCCACAUUCUCCUUUUUUUUAUCUUUUAUGGAUUAAAGCCACUAAUAGACCUGGGAGUCCUAGUAUAGCCGCCUUAACUUAAGAGAGUCGUGUUUUUCUUUGUCUUCACUUGAGCUUUUUUUUUUUUAUCCUUUCUUCUUUUUUCUUUUUUUUUUUUUACCUCCGCAAGCUCACGUCUGACAUCUCCUUAAAAACAUUUUAUACGAUCAUUUUGGAUAACGUCAGCUGGCUCUGGUUAUACGCAGCACCUUCUUUUUUUUCAGAGAAAUGUGCUAUUUUCUUCUCCCUCCUCUGUACCGCCGCUGUGCUACGCUGGACUGAGCACAGUGGGCGCUAGAGCAGGCAGGAGAGAGAGAGCGAGAGGGGAAAAAAAAACCUUCAGUGAAAAGCGUCUGUGCCGUUACCUCAGCUGAACCUUCGGAUGAACUCGUUGCACUGGCCCAGUCGCGGAGCCAGGAGACGAAUCACUCGAGUAGAUUCAAAACAGAGGGGUACUGUUGAGCGGGCUGAACCCUGCGCUCUGCACCAGCUCUACUCAGAGCUCUCUCCUCUUUUCUCCUGUCAUGGUAAGUCGGAUCAGGAUUUUUUUUCUCUCUCAUUGUUGUGUACAUACGUCUCAGGCAUGUCCGUCACUCUCUCGGCCUGUCAGAUAGCUUAUCAGACUGGUGUUGGCUGUUAAGAUUGCAAGGCGACAACAGUCUGUAGGCUGUCUGACAUUUCGGGCUCUUUCAUCUGACCAGCAUCCUGUUUUGUCCUCCUUUUCUGUUACUGUCAUUGUCUCGGUUAGCAUCAUUUAGAGGUGUGUAUGUGUGUGUAUGUGUGUGUGUGCAGCAAUGUCACUUCCCUUUAUCCUCUGUGUAACGUCAGAAGCCUAUUGUUUAUUUCCUCCACGCUGACGUCCGUGAGGGUUUUUAUGUGGUUUUUAUGUGCGAGGAACUGUGUUCUCGCAUGUUUGAAAAUGCAGAUGUAGCGAUGUCUGUGUACGUGUGAGCUGAAUUUCCAGAGAAUCCAGACAGUACACACCUUAUUGCAACACAUCACAUUGUGACACCCAGUCCUAGGUAUGGUACACGCAGUGCUCACACAGCUCUCCCCUUCCCUUUUACACUUCCCUCUUCUCUUUAACUGAGAACUUUCUUCUAUUGCUCAAUACUCUGUUUUUUCAGGAGGUUUUAUUGGAGCAACUCUCUAGAGGGGGUGUUUUUUUUCUCUAAGGGCCGCAAAUUGGUAAUUAUACAAAGCUGAAAAUCAUCGCUUGACCAGCGGAUACUUUUCCCGCAAAGUUUUAUUUUAGAUUUUUUUUUUUUUCUCGAACUUUUUCCUGGUCAUAAAAGCAAAAAUCAUUGGAUAACACUGGAAUGGCUCGCUGGCUUAGAGAGUGUUUUUCUUGGCAGUCUCAGGAUGUCCUGUUCCAUAAGGGAGCCCCCUUUUGGCAUGCCUGUCUGAAUGUGUGUGUGCAUGUUUGUCUAGAAACUCUGUUUAUACUUGGAUGUGUAAGUGGCUCUAUUUCUUGUCUAAUAGAUGUCUGUACCUGGGGGGCUAUUUUAAUAGUAUGUAUGUUUUUCAUCUGCUUUUACUAUAAAUAAAGUCUGUUCAAAAGAAAAAAA
Molecule: messenger RNA, 3745 nt
Organism: Plectropomus leopardus (leopard coralgrouper)
Lineage: Eukaryota; Metazoa; Chordata; Actinopteri; Perciformes; Serranidae
Product: vacuole membrane protein 1-like
Source: RefSeq, a predicted model, not a curated record